CCGGAAGUUGUCACUGCGAGGGAGACACAGCCCACGCCGCGCACCCGGCGGUGUCCGCGCCAUGGCGAUGGGCGGAGGCGGCGGGCUGCCGGAGCCCGAGGACUCUGUGCUGUUCCGGCGCGGCACUGGCCAGAGUGAUGACUCUGACAUUUGGGAUGAUACAGCAUUGAUAAAAGCUUAUGAUAAAGCUGUGGCUUCAUUUAAGCAUGCGCUAAAGAAUGGUGACAUUUCUGAAGCUUCAGAUAAACCAAAAAGCACACCUAAAAGAAAGCCUGCUAAGAAGAAUAAAAGCCAAAAAAAGAAUGCUACCACAGCCCUGAAGCAGUGGAAAGUUGGUGACAAAUGUUCUGCUGUUUGGUCAGAAGACGGGUGCAUUUACCCAGCUACCAUUGCUUCAAUUGAUUUUAAGAGAGAAACCUGCGUUGUGGUUUAUACUGGAUAUGGAAAUAGGGAGGAGCAAAAUGUGUCUGAUCUACUUUCCCCAGCCUGUGAAGUAGCAAAUAAUGUAGAACAGGAUACUCAGGAGAAUGAAAAUGAAAGUCAAAUUUCAACAGAUGAAAGUGAGAACUCCUCCAGGUCUCCUGGAAAUAAACCAAAUAACAUCAAGUCAAAAGCUGCUCCAUGGAACUCUUUUCUCCCUCCACCACCCCCAAUGUCAGGAUCGGGACUGGGACCAGGAAAGCCUGGUGUAAAAUUCAGUGGCCCACCACCACCUCCACCACCACCACACUUCCUAUCAUGCUGGCUGCCUCCAUUUCCUUCUGGACCACCAAUAAUUCCUCCACCACCUCCGAUAUGUCCAGAUUCUCUUGAUGAUGCUGAUGCUUUGGGAAGUAUGUUAAUCUCUUGGUACAUGAGUGGCUAUCAUACUGGUUACUAUAUGAUUCAGGUGCAGCUCUCUCCCAAGGAGAAUGGUAUUUUGAUGCAUCACGGUCAAUGUGAACAAAAUUUCAUCUUUUUCUUCACGAAGAGUUGGUUGGGUGGCACAGUCACCUGUAUUUCCGUAUGUUGUAUGUGACUCAUGCUUAAAUAACAAGCUGUGUGUUUCAAGGGAAUCAUCAGUUUAAAUAACUCAGUAAUGGAAAUGUGAGUAAUUAACUCUGUCACAUGUAGUACAGAAAAGUCAACCUGUGAAAAUUUCGACUCAGCACAUUUGUAUAUUGUAACUUCCCUAGUAUAAAGUGUGUUAAGCUUUUUAUUAAUGCCUUUAAAAUAAAUGGUAAAUUUUUUUAA
This is a messenger RNA of Nyctereutes procyonoides (raccoon dog), 1233 nucleotides long. Its product is annotated as survival motor neuron protein. Bases 62 to 1018 code for a protein of 318 amino acids. Gene Ontology annotation, biological process: regulation of alternative mRNA splicing, via spliceosome; mRNA processing. The record is from RefSeq and is a predicted model, not a curated record. The transcript has 8 exons. Gene Ontology annotation, molecular function: RNA binding. Gene Ontology annotation, cellular component: nucleus; precatalytic spliceosome; cytoplasm. Lineage: Eukaryota; Metazoa; Chordata; Mammalia; Carnivora; Canidae.